Penaeus indicus is the source of this 1155-nucleotide messenger RNA. RefSeq lists its product as uncharacterized. NCBI's taxonomy places the organism in Eukaryota, Metazoa, Arthropoda, Malacostraca, Decapoda, Penaeidae. Bases 23 to 1006 code for a protein of 327 amino acids. The record is from RefSeq and is a predicted model, not a curated record. The transcript has 2 exons.
UAUACGGUUCCUACGGUACAUCAUGAAGCUGCUGGUACUUUUUAGCAUCGCUGGGCUGGCUGCGUCCGCCAUACUCCCUGACUACAACUACCAGAGUCCCGGAGAAACAUCCCACGCCCACGACGAGGCAGGGCAUUCAUCAGGAAUAACCUUUGGCCAUGACGACUUCUCAGGACAAGGAAUUUCCACAGACACAUUUGUCAGUGACGUGUCUUCGUCGGACGUGUCUUUCGGAGAGGGAAUCGCAACUUCACUGGGGACCUCUUCUCAUGGAUCUACGUCGGGAUCCUUCGUUGAUGUAGGAAGGGCGGCUAGCGUGGCGCCUUGCGGGGGUGACCAGGUGCGCCACGUGGAUGGCAGGUGUGUGACGCCUCGCGUGAACCGCCGUAUCUUUGUCUACGACGUUCCUGCCAACGUCCAGACGACUGGAUCCGUUAACGUUCCCGAACCACGAGUCGAGACCAAUAUUCUCUUAAUUCGUACACCCGAAGGAGGUGUUGGCCCCGAGCCCAUCGUGAUUCCUCCGCCGCGACAGAACCAUGUAGUUUAUAUUCUCAAUAAGCAAAGCAGUCAAGGCCAAGCGGUGAUCGAAGUGCCUUCGGGUCCUCUCGCAGAGCCCGAGGUUUACUUUGUCAACUACGCGGAGGGCGAGAACCCAGUCCUUCCAAAUGGACAGGACCUCCAGUCGGCUCUUCUGUCAGCGAGUCAGGGAGCCGGACAAAAUAUUGGCUCAGUGGGUCAGUCUCGCUCUGUUGUCGAGCAAGUCUUCGAUGACCAUUCCAGCUCUGUCGGAAUAACUCAUUCCAGCUCUGAUGAUAGCCAGUUUAUUGGAUCAACUCAGUCUUUCUCAACUGGAGAUCAUUCCAGCGAUAUCGGCAGUCUGAUCAGGUCAGAAGGUCAAGACAGCACGGUCGGAGGUGAGGUUCACGGGUCAUUCAUUUUUGAUUCCAGCCUGGGAGAUGGAGGCGAUUUCGUCGCUUCUUCCAGCGUCUACUCCCUUCCUUAGACGAAAUCUGAUGUUUCUCUCCAUUACUUUUGUAUUACCUCAAUUAUUAUAUGAUUUGUAGGUCUAACUAAUUAGUGACUAUUUAUUAACAAAGGAUCCAAAACUAUCUAUGUCUUUCAUACGUCUUUAAUUAAGUUACUUUUGUAACA